Elgaria multicarinata webbii is the source of this 8828-nucleotide messenger RNA. RefSeq names its product mannosidase alpha class 1A member 2 (gene MAN1A2). Gene Ontology annotation, cellular component: extracellular exosome; endoplasmic reticulum; Golgi membrane. Gene Ontology annotation, molecular function: mannosyl-oligosaccharide 1,2-alpha-mannosidase activity; calcium ion binding. Gene Ontology annotation, biological process: carbohydrate metabolic process; mannose trimming involved in glycoprotein ERAD pathway. Lineage: Eukaryota; Metazoa; Chordata; Lepidosauria; Squamata; Anguidae. Bases 19 to 1956 code for a protein of 645 amino acids. The transcript is spliced from 13 exons. The record is from RefSeq and is a predicted model, not a curated record.
CCGCCGCUGCCGGGCGCGAUGACCACCCCGGCCCUGCUGCCUCUCUCCGGGCGCCGCAUCCCGCCGCGCAGCGUGGGCCCGUCCGCCGCCUCCUUCCCCCACCACCGGGCUACCUUGAGACUCUCGGAAAAGUUCAUCCUGCUGCUGAUUCUCAGUGCCUUCAUCACGCUGUGUUUCGGGGCUUUCUUCUUCCUGCCGGACUCGUCGAAGCACAAACGCUUCGACCUGGGCUUGGAGGACGUCUUGAUCCCUCACGUGGACGCCGGCGACGGCGGGAAGAACGCAGGCAGCUACUUGAUCCAUGGGCAAGGCCGAGACCCACGCCGGCACAGGGAAGAAGAGGAACUCUUGAGAAACAAAAUUCGCGCAGACCAUGAAAAAGCUCUAGAGGAAGCAAAAGAGAAAUUGAAGAAGUCACGGGAUGAGAUCCAAGCAGAAAUUCAGACUGAGAAGAACAAGAUUGUAAAGGGUUUGAAAAACAAAAGCAGCAAGCCUCUGCCACCAGUUCCGGUGCCAAAUCUUGUAGGGAUAAACAAUGGAGAUCCGGUGGAUCCAGACAUCCGGGAAAAAAGAGACAAAAUUAAAGAGAUGAUGAAACAUGCUUGGGAUAAUUACCGGCAGUAUGGAUGGGGACAUAAUGAACUGAAACCCAUUGCCAGAAAAGGACAUUCCACCAACAUAUUUGGAAAUUCACAAUUAGGUGCUACUAUAGUAGAUGCCCUGGAUACCCUCUACAUUAUGGGACUUCAUGAUGAAUUCAGAGAAGGGCAAGAGUGGAUUGACAAUCACCUUGAUUUCAGUGUGAAUUCAGAGGUAUCUGUCUUUGAAGUCAACAUCCGUUUCAUUGGUGGCUUGCUUGCAGCCUAUUACCUGUCAGGACAGGAGGUAUUCAAAACAAAAGCAGUGCAGUUAGCAGGAAAACUGCUUCCAGCCUUCAACACGCCCACAGGGAUUCCUUGGGCAAUGGUGAAUCUGAAAAGUGGGGUCGGUCGCAAUUGGGGCUGGGCUUCUGCUGGCAGCAGCAUCCUGUCAGAGUUUGGUACACUUCACAUGGAAUUUGUACACCUGAGCUACCUAACUGGCAACCCGGUCUACUAUGAAAAGGUCAUGCAUAUUCGUAAACUACUUCAAAAAAUGGACCGCCCCAAUGGGCUUUAUCCAAACUACUUGAAUCCAAGGACUGGCCGUUGGGGGCAGCAUCACACAUCCAUGGGUGGUUUGGGAGACAGUUUCUAUGAGUACUUGCUGAAAGCCUGGUUGAUGUCAGAUAAGAUGGACAUGGAGGCAAGGAAAAUGUAUGAUGAUGCUAUUGAGGCCAUAGAGAAGCAUCUUAUCAGAAAGUCCAAUGGAGGCCUCACGUUUAUUGGGGAGUGGAAGAAUGGACAUCUUGAGAGAAAGAUGGGCCAUCUUACCUGCUUCGCUGGGGGAAUGUUUGCGCUUGGAGCAGAUGGGUCCCGAGAAGAUAAGGCCGGACACUACCUUCAACUUGGAGCAGAGAUUGCACAUACGUGUCAUGAAUCAUAUGACAGGACAACAUUAAAACUGGGCCCUGAAGCUUUCAAGUUUGAUGGUGGUGUGGAGGCAGUAGCAGUGCGACAGAAUGAAAAAUACUACAUUUUAAGGCCCGAGGUGAUAGAAACCUAUUGGUAUAUGUGGCGAUUCACACAUGAUCCCAAAUACAGGCAAUGGGGCUGGGAGGCAGCACAGGCCAUUGACAAGUACUGCCGAGUGAGUGGUGGAUUUUCUGGUGUGAAGGAUGUCUAUUCCUCAGCUCCUACAUAUGAUGAUGUACAGCAAAGCUUCUUUCUUGCUGAAACACUCAAGUAUUUGUAUUUGCUGUUCUCCAAUGAUGAUCUCCUACCUUUAGAUCACUGGGUUUUUAACACAGAAGCUCAUCCCCUGCCUGUUUUACAUCUAGCCAACACAACACUUUCAGGAAACCAUGCAUAUCGAUAGAAACUGUUCCAGGACAAGGACAAAAUACUUUAUUUUAACUGUGUUUUGUUUACAUGGACCACUUCAGACUUAAGGCUUGAGAGAAGACUGAUGUGAGUUUAAUUAAUCGAGAACAUUGAAUCAAGAGAGAGGAUCAAAACUGCACUCUUACGCAUGUAGAUAAAUUUUAAAAUUCCAUUUUAUACCUGACCAAAACGAAUCUAGUGCAGCGUGUGUCAGAAAGAGACCUUGUAUAUUUGCAACUGAGAAGGUGGAGCAUGGUGAUGAAGGAUUCAAAGGCUAAGGGAACAUCCUUCCUGCCCAAUGAGAGGAAUGAGCUACAACUGGUACUCUUGAUCUUUGUGGUGAUCUGUCUUCUGCCCAGAUGAUGUGGCUUCCUGAUAUUUUGUCAUUUGCUUUUUCUUUCGGUGACGGCAUGAGCAAAACAAUGACAGGCAACAAAAGUGCACUAAUAGCACCCAGAUUUGAAGCUGCUCUACUUGGUUUGAAUUUUCUACUCUUCAUCAGUCUAUCCAGACUGGCAGCCAUUCCCAGUGCCUCUUGAGACCCUUGCCUCCUUAUUAAUAAUAAUAAUAAUAAUAAUAAUAAUAAUAAUAAUAAUAAAAUAAUAAUAAUAAUAAUAAUAAAAAGAAUAAUGACCAACCAUGUGUUCUUGUUCAUCAGUAAAUGGGAUAUGGAAAGGAUUGGCAUUUUCUCUCAAUCGUUCAUUUUAUGAUUUGGGAAGCCUCAUUCCUUGCAGAGUUGUUCCUUACACCAUCGUGACAAAAUCACUAGUGCGGUCUACCACUUGGUCAAGAUUCCCUUCAACUGAGUUGCAAUAACUUUGUCUAUGAAGCUUGGAGUUUCAUUCAGAUCUCACUCUUUUUAUUUGUACGGUAUUCAAAAGUUGAAGAACUGUUCUUUAAGAGAUGUUUUUUUACCAAUCUAAAGUCCUCUGAGUAAGACUUGCCUGGGUAUAAUAGUGGUUGCUUUCUGGAUUUUUUUGGUAAAAGUUGGAGUCUGAGAAGGAGUUGUCAUUCGUCACGUACACAAUAGCAGUCCUACCAUUUGAUCUCCAGGUAAUUGGAAACAUAACACCUAUUGGUGUCUGUCAUAUUAGAGAACAGAUCAAAAGGAAUUUGAAAGGGAUUUUUUUUUUACUUUGCAGUGCAUUCUUGUCAUUAUAAAUGCUAUUGACAACAAUUUGGGUUAGAAACUGCUUCUUUGAUUUAUACAAAUGGGCUUGUCAGCUUCAAUUAAAGGGAAGCUUUGGGCAUGUUUUUCUGAGCAGGAUAUUUAAACGUUUCAUGUGAAUAUUGUUCAUGUAUAUUGGAAUCUGAUAUCCUGGUGAAUACAGAUAACAAACCUUUAUUUUUUGCUGUAUGCAUACCUUUUAAGGAGAGUGCUGAAAUUCAAAAGUCUGGUCAAAAAGAACCUGUGUUGACCAAGUUAUCCUAUUGGAAUCUUACCAUGCCCCAAGGACAUAACAGAUCUGCAACUCAGUAAACCAUUUAAUUAGGUAACUGUUAACAAACACAUGAUCCAAUUAUAGUGAAAUCUAAGUUAAAUGUAUUUCGCAUAUUGCAAUCCCUUUGCUGGAGAUCAUUGUACCCAGUUUGCACUGGCACAUUAUCUACAGCUGAGGAUCUGGGAAUCUAUCUGGCCAGGAUCAUGCUGCAUUCUAAUGAGAAAUCCAGUGUCUUAUGAAUGCUUCUAGUCCACAUAGUUGCAGAGAUAAACCUAAGAAAAUACUGGGAGUAUUUAUGGUAUAUUUAAAACAUAGUCUAGGUGGAAUUUUAGGCCUCAGGAAGUUGAGAUUUCCUCAGCAGUUACCAGACACACACCCAGCCUCUAGGCCAUGUUUUACUGUCCCUCCAGAUCUGUUUUUCACAUUUCUAUACCCUACCAUUUCCCUUCGGCUGUUUUCCUUUCCCAGUCUCUCAAUAAGCUUGAAAUCCUAAAUUCUGCAUGAAAAAAGCAAAGUAUUUGAAUAAGACCCUGUACAAUUUUGGAUACUUUAGUCCCAAGUUCUUUCAAUUCUACAGUCCACUUGUAGAAUUUGGUAUAUUUAACAUAGAAAUCUAGAACUGUUGUGUCUAGUACAGGGUUUAAAGUCAGAAAUCUCUCUCCAGAAGCUGCCAUUACUGCUUAUGUCCAAAGUGUUUUGCUUAAAAACAAUAUACAAGGGGUGGCUAAAAUUGUUCUCAACUUAUAUAGAAUUGAAUUGGGUUUGGAAUUAAGCUGAAUUUUUUUCAGCUACCUCAUGCAUAUGGAAACUGCAUAGGACAUAUAAUCUUGGAUCUAUGUGCUUAGACAUAUCGCAGUACUGCUAAAUUUGUCUGUCCCUUAAAUCUAUUAAUACGAGGACUAAUAUUUUUUCCUUUUCCAUUUUAGAGAAGAACUACGCACGACAAUGUUAUGUCUAAGAAUACUUGCAGGGAUUAUCUGAUCUUGCUUGCAGAGUAGCAAUGAUGGUGCUGGUGCUCUAUGGUCCUUCUGUUCUGACCACCCUUAUAUUCAGACCACUGUGUAUGCAGUUUGCCACACUUUCCUGUUUGCUCCUUUCCCUCUUUCCCUUACUGGUUAGCAGUGUGCAUGAGUGCAUAUGUACAUUGAUUAAUAUAGGUGGGCAGUAGCUCUAAGCAAUAAGUAACAGCUAACUGGUGCUCCCCAACCAUUUUCUUAAUCAGGCUGCUGAAACAAAGAAAGCUUAAAGGGAACUAGGAGUGGAUUUUUGUGUGAAAGGACUAUGAUCUCAAAUCUGGUAAUGAAAACAAAUUCCUGCGCUAAAGCCAAGUGCUCAGAGGCUCAUUUUUCCUUAAUUGCAAGUGUAUGUCCAUCCCAGCCCCACAGGACUGUUUUGCACUGGGUUCUGAAUGGAUUCUUAAAAAAAUAAUAAAGAUUCCAGAAGGCUGAUUUGUCUGCCCCUAAAUAAAACCAUCUGCAAAAAGGAAUAUUCAUGUCCAAUAAUGAAAUCACAGUACAAAAAGGAAUCCUGAAGUGACCAUGGAUCACAUCUACAUUCUUUUUUGCAUGGUGAAUUAAUGUACUCAGACGCAUAGAUAACUUGUAUAUGGGGUGGGGGAAAGAGCAGAAAAAAUAUGCAAACAGCUGUGGCGAAAUAUGCAUACGUAAAUGCAAAAAUUAAUAUUAAACAUGCUUCAGAUUAAACUAGCUGUCAGAGCAGAUAAGGCAGAGCCAACCUAUGGAAAACACACACACACACACAUGUACUGCACUGGACGCCUUCUCAGGCCAGUGUCAAUGGGCAGGUGCUGAGGCUAACUUCCCUUCAGGGCCUCACUGCCAUCCCCAGAACUCCCUGAUCCUGCUUGUUGCUGACAUCUGUUCACCUGCCCUCUCCAAGUUGAGGAGAAUGAACAGCAGGUCAGCAGCCUCCACUCACCCACUGGGCAGCACUGUGGAUUGGUCCUAUAGCCAAGUGAAUGAGUAGCAGCAAUAAUGAGGAAGCGGUGGGACUACUUAAGGGGUAGAUCACCUUGAGAGCCUUUCGCAUGAGAGCUCCCCCCUCCCCACUUUAAAAAGCCUGGAGCUGACAAUGCCUUUGUUUAUCUUUAGUCAUGAUAUGGUUCCCCACCACCACCACCACCACCAGUCAGUGACAUGGAAUGGGGACAGGCCAUGAUAUUGUAACUUAGUUAGAAGGACAUGAAGAACAGACAAACGGGUGCCAUUUUCAGCAGCAUCCCAGUGCCUGUCACAAGUCCUGCUUAUUUGACCCAUGGUUAACCCAUGGUUUGUUGCCCUAUUUAGUGUUUACUUGUCAGAAAAAGAAACCAUGUUUUGUUUUCUUGAUCUCUGGGUUGUUCGUCAAUGUCCUUCUUUACCCGUUCCCUCACUGUAUCCUAAAUGCCUUUGCAGUAGUACUGGCGGGGCUGGGUUCAUUUAUCACUCUUGCUUGCCACCUCUGUAGCCGGGACACACACACCCAUAAAUAACCCAGAGUUCUUAAUUGAGCAUAAUUACAACUCAUGGCUUAAACAACCCAGAGUUCACAACAUAACAAUAGGUUCUCUUUCUGGGUUGUUUGUGGUUGACCAUGGUUUGUUAACGUGCCUGUGUUCACACAUGACAACCCAGAAUUCAACCUAUGGGUUAAAUAAACCAUGGGUUAACAUUACGUGUGAACUGGGUGAAUGUAAUUAUUCUCUAAAAUGCUUAUACUCUGUGAAAAAAUGUUUUGCUCCAAAGGGAAAGGGUCUGAAGAACAUCUGUAGUGAUCUCUCCUAUGGUACAUGUGAAUCCAUUGCUAUAGUUAACAUUACAAAAAUAAAAGUUGUAGUUCAAAAUAAUUACUGCUACAAAUAAUAGUUGCUCAAGUUAAUUCUGGCUUGCAUUGGUAUUGACUGGAAACCAGAAGAUGAAUGAAAUUGCUACAAUUGCUUUCCUAGCAUCAUUAAAACUAAUUAUCUAAUUAGUAUUUAAUGACUUUAGGCAAGUACUUUUGUUCCAUUUUAAAGGAGUGGUUUAAAAUUAGAUUUUCCACUCUUGUUAUAAUUGCUAGUAAUCUGAGCUUUGCCCUUGGUUACUUGCUCUUGCAAGCAUCUUUUGCAUCAAGAGAACUGAGGGGAAAACACUAUAAUCAAUCCAAGUUUGUUCUUAUUCUUUUUCUGAACAUACAAAACAUAAAAUCCUUGCCCUAAGAGUUCAGUGACAGAAUUAUAACAAGCCAGAAUAGCCCAAACUCCUCAUGCCCAUCAGUACUUGCUUUCCCAUUGCUGUGGCUUGAGUUACAAAACUGCUUACACUCAUUUUCUCUAAAUUUAUACAAAGAGUUACUUCUAUAACACGGAAAGGGUUGGUUUUAGUUCCUGAGCUACUUCAAAGUAAAGCAAUAGAGAUUUUCAUUAAUCAGAUGCAAUGUCAUUUCUCUCUUGUUCAGUCAUUUAACAAAUUGCAAAUAGUUGCUUGAUCAUCUAGUUUAUUGUAGCACUUAUUAGUUUUAGAGCUCCGGCUAUUGGGCGGUAUAGAAAUGUAAUUAAUAAAAUAAAUAAAUAAAUAAAUAAAUACUGGCAUUCCUGCUCUCCCUCUCAAAUUAUAUAUGCUACAGAGACAAGGACGCCAUUAAAUAGACUGUGCUUCCUUGUGAUCACAGCUGUGAAGUGUUGCUCCAACUAUAGCUUUCAGUUGACUCAUUUUCUUGUUCCUUUUCCAAAAUAAAGAUAAAUGAGGGAUGAAUUCAUGCACUGUUACUUUCACAUGAUGAAUAUAGUUAUCAUUUGAUAAUGUAAACAUGCAAAAGUACCUGUAUCAAGUCACUACAGAUCGAUUAGGGCCAUAUAUAUGAUGAGAGGCACAUAACAAUUGUUUGAACAGUGUAUUGAGCUAGCUAUUGUAAUCUAGAUGCAAGAAGGGUAGAUCAUUGUACUGAAUUCUUGUUUUACAGAAGAAAAAAGGUACAAGAAAAUCAUUCAGUACUGGUGACAUUCUACAUACAUAGCUGUAGGCUUUUUAAAUCACUUUUCACAUUUGGUUAUUUACAGAUCCUACAUUCUAACCAAACACACAGGUAAUAGUUUAUCCCAUAUCUUUACAAAAUGUCCACUCCACAUCCUCAAAGAAACUCCUAACAAUCUACUACUUACAUAUUACUACGGAAUACCUUAGAGAGUAUGGUUUAUUACGGCUAGAUCACACAUGCAUGUACAUCACUAUAUAUAUUUUUUCGCAUGAGACUACUGUGCAUUUGUUGACGGGCAACUGAAUAUAUGACCUGAUUUAAUUGGAAAGUAUUGUUUGAGUUGAUGUGAGGUGAGAUGCAAAUGCUCUGUGUGGUGUAAUAUCUCUGAUGCCACACUUAUGUGUGCAAAUAAUCACCUGAUGUUGCAGUUAUGCUGCAAGUGCAAAUGUGAGCCAGGACUUACAGUUCAAUGCGAUGCAUGUUUACUUGCAAUGAGUCCCAUUGUGUUUUGGAUUGCGCCUUAGUAUCUCUGCUGUGAAAACAGAUGUGCAGUCUUUUUCCUAUGCUAGACCAAGAACACACAGUGAUUUAAACACCACAUAGUCUCUAAUCCUUUUGGGCUACACAGACACAUGCACACCCGGUAGAUGUUGCCUAAACGAAGAAAUAGGGACCCAGGAGUGAUUCAUUUUUAAUUACUCUUAAUCAUGUAGUUGUAAGAGUUGGUAAGAUAGAUGUUUGUUUCAGCAGGAAUGUGCUAUUCCUACUUGUUUAAAUAUAUUUAGCCGGUUGGAAUAAUUUAUGCACCCCCUCCCCCCACAAACUUUCUUAUGUUUAAAUGCCAUAAAUAUAUUGGGCAUAAUCCAUCUAAGGACCCAAUCAGCAGGGGCUGGAUUAGUGCUGUGUUGGGCACUCCAUAUAAAUAAUACUUUUUGCGUUGCUUGUGUAACUCACAGGUACUUUUCAUCCCAAUAAAAAUGGGGAAAUAACAGAACAAUUAAAAGGCUAGUCUUUCAUGUAUCAUGUUGGUGAAUAUUUUUAGCCCAUGACUUUUGGAUCGCUGUUACAGAUUGAAUGAUAUUGGGCCUGGUCCAUUCUUACAAAUGAGGUUGUGCGGUUUUGACAAGCACUGGCCUAAUGAUAGCUCAACUUGAUUUAUGGUGCAAGCCUAUACAUGUCUACUCAGAAGUAAGUCCCGUUGAGUUCAAGAGGGCUUACUCCUAGGUAAUUAGGAAUCUGUGGAUCUACUUUUAAACACUGUUAUUAAUAGUGGAUAUUGGCCAGUCAUCCUGCCUCUAUUUCACUUUCCUAAACUUUAUAUUUUUUUCUCUCCGAAAUAUUAAAAAGGCAAGAGUCAGACUUGUAAACUGGGGAACCUUUGGCUGUCUCUGACCUGACAUUCUGCAUACGUAAUUUUUAAAAGUUUAAAAGUAUUGUAUAUAAAAAUAAAGAAUGUCUUUAAAAGAAAGUA